Messenger RNA from Alosa alosa (allis shad), 2592 nucleotides. RefSeq names its product LIM domain-binding protein 2-like. Gene Ontology annotation, cellular component: nucleus; transcription regulator complex. Lineage: Eukaryota; Metazoa; Chordata; Actinopteri; Clupeiformes; Clupeidae. The coding region runs from base 136 to 1305 and encodes 389 amino acids. Gene Ontology annotation, biological process: nervous system development; negative regulation of transcription by RNA polymerase II; positive regulation of transcription by RNA polymerase II. The transcript has 9 exons. Gene Ontology annotation, molecular function: LIM domain binding. The record is from RefSeq and is a predicted model, not a curated record.
ACGAGUCUGUUUAGUUCGCGAAGGCGCUUCUGUCUAGCAGUGCUUCCGUGAGCUUCCGCCUUCCAUGUGCGCUGCAUAGAUGUGCUUCUCGCGCUAUUCAGCCAGUAACCGCGGUACGGCUCCUACAGCUCUGGCAUGGCCAACCCUCCCCACGACCCGUUCUACUCCUCGCCGUUCGGACCCUUCUACCGAAGGCACGCGCCAUACAUGGUGCAGCCGGAGUACCGGAUCUACGAGAUGAACAAACGGCUUCAGUCGCGAGCAGAGGAGAGUGAUAAUCUCUGGUGGGACGCCUUUGCUACGGAGUUCUUUGAGGAGGACGCCACACUCACUCUUUCCCUCUGCCUAGAAGAUGGCCCCAAGAGAUACACGAUCGGACGGACGCUCAUCCCUCGUUACUUCAGUACAGUGUUUGAGGGCGGAGUCACGGAGCUGCACUACAUCCUCAAACACUCCAAAGAGUCCUUCCACAACGCCAGCAUCUCCAUCGACUGCGACCAGUGUACCAUGGUCACCCAGCACGGCAAGCCCAUGUUCACCAAGGUCUGCACAGAGGGGCGUCUGAUCGUGGAGUUCUCGUUUGAUGACCUCAUGCGUAUUAAGAUGUGGCACUUCACCAUCAGGCAGCACCGAGAGCUCAUUCCCCGGAGUAUCCUCGCCAUGCACGCCCAGGACCCCCAGGCUCUGGAGCAGCUUUCCAAAAACAUCACCAGGAUGGGCCUGACCAACUUCACACUCAACUACCUCAGGUUGUGCGUAAUCCUGGAGCCCAUGCAGGAGCUGAUGUCGAGGCACAAGACGUACAACCUGAGUCCACGCGACUGCCUCAAGACCUGCCUCUUCCAGAAGUGGCAGAGGAUGGUGGCCCCUCCAGCUGGACCCCCUCAGAACUUCAAAUCGGAGAUAUUCUCCUCCAAUCACAAGAAAGCAGAACCGGCCAGGCAGACCACCACCAAGAGGAGGAAGAGGAAGAAUUCCGCUAGCUCCGCCUCCAACAGUAGCCUUGGCAACAGCACCAACAGUAAGAAGCGCAGUCCAGCCAACAACUUCAACUUAUCCAGCCAGGUACCUGAUGUGAUGGUGGUGGGAGAGCCCACGCUGAUGGGCGGUGAGUUCGGAGACGAGGACGAGCGCCUGAUCACGCGUCUGGAGAACACGCAGUACGACGCCACCAACGGCCUGGAGGACGACGCCCACUUCGGACACUCGCCCGCCCUGCCCAGCAACGGGCCCUGGAGCGCCAAGCCGCCCCCGUCUGGACCCGACCCCAAAAAUGACAGUGCACCACCUCAGACCCCCCAGUGAGACACACACACACACACACACGCACACAGACACACUCACACAGACACACACUUACACACACACACACUCACACACCAACCAAACACAACUGACCGUCUGAAUCCUCUUCCUGGUUUGGAGUUGGAGGAUUCCAGGCCCACUUUGAUCAUGGCAGUCAGAACCACCCUGACCCCAUCAGAGACCAGUGGACCUUCACUACUUCCUGUCCGAUCUGAAGACUUGGCCUUCAGCUGCAGGGACGUCUUGUGACCUCAUCUCAUUCCUUCACGGUGGGAGCUGUGUGUGCAGCAGUGGCUGAUCUGGAGCCCCUGCGGAUGUGAUCAGGUGAACCUGUGCAACUCCCCCAGCCCCUGCGGAUGUGAUCAGGUGAACCUGUGCAACUCCCCCAGCCCUUGCGGAUGUGAUCAGGUGAACCUGUGCAACUCCCCUAGCCCCUGCUGAUGUGAUCAGGGGCGGAUGUGAUCAGGUGAACCUGUGCAACUCUUGGAGGACUCUUCAGCUGGUCAGCCAUGAUGAGUGAAUGUCCUCUCGCCCUUUAAAGACGCAUGUCCCCUGCGCUCGCUUUUAGAACACUCGUCCCAAACUGUCCCUCUCUGAUGAACUCUUCCCGAACUGUCCGUCUGGGAAGACUUUGUGGUCUCUUGAGGUCUCUGCAUGUUCUUCAUGUGUCCACCAUAGGGUGUCUUUGUUCAGCCAUUUCUAUUUCAGUACUUCUGAUGUCCCCAGACCUCAGUGUGGGAGCCUUUGGGUCUUUACUUUGCUCUUUAGAUUUGUAGUUUUGUAAAUAGAAAUAGACUUCUGACCCUUAAACUGAACUAUCUAUGGCAGCUGUGUGUGUGUGUGUGUGUGUGUGUGUGUGUGUGUGUGUGUGUGUGUGUGUGUGCGUGUGUGGCAGCUAUGGCAGCUGCUUAAAGCCCUUUGCUGGUGGUGAUGAUGCUGGUGAUGACCCUACAGAGCGUUGUGGUCUUGCUGAUUUGACCUUUGACUCCCUGGUCAGUAAUGUCAGUCAUGACUCCCUGGUCAGUAAUGUCAGUAAUGACUCCCUGGUCAGUAGGGUCAGUAAUGACUCCCUGGGGACUCCCAGCUGUGGUGGUAAGAUGACAUCACUCCAAGCAAAGGCCUGUGACAUCACACACCAGUUCCUUUUUGGGUUAUUUUUCUUUAUCCUUUCAACAGCCACGGGCAGCCGUGGCCCACUGGUUAGCACUCUGGACUUGUAACCGGAGGGUUGCCGGUUGGAGCCCCGACCAGUGGGCCGCGGCUGAAGUGCCCUUGAGCAAGGCACCU